AUGCCUUUAGCAAAGCAAAAACAGUCACCACAUUUGGAGCCGGCGUCGGAUACACCGCUUUAUAUAAAUGAAAAUGCAUUCGAAUCAAACCUAAACCAAAGCAGUGAAGUAAAUACGGAGGUUAGCCUGACAGAGCCGAGGAUUUCUUCGAGGAAUAAAAGGAGACGAGCAAACAGUGGGGACAAGGAACAAACUUCCCUUUCGCCAUCCUCAAGCUCAAAAUUGCCCUUCAGGAAGGAAGAUGUGAGGGAAAUGAUUAGAGAAGAAUUUAGGGUCAUGAAAAUAGCUUUGACACAAGAACUUAAUCAAACUCUCAAACAAAUGGUGAAGGCAGAGUUUCAAUCAACGAGACAGGAGAUAGCUGCUCUGGAGAAUAGUUUAACGUUUUUAAAUGAAAGCUACGAAGCCACCAAGUCUGUCAUCGCUGGAUACGAAAAAUCAUUGGGAGAGCUGAAGAGGGAGAUGGUCCUGCUGACUAAUACAGUGCGGGAUCUACAGAUGAGGCUACAGGUUACUGAGCAGCAUAACCGUUCUAACAACCUCGAGAUCCAGUGUGUCCCCGAGCACAAACAGGAAAAUCUUCCAACUAUGAUAACUCAGUUAUCCAGGGUGGUAUCCUGUGACUUAAAAGAAUCCGAUAUACACCAUUGUACCCGUGUAGCAAAGAUCAAUGGGGGUGAUAAGAGGCCCCGCUCAAUCAUUGUUAGGUUGGCUACCCCCAGACUCCGAGACACAUUUCUGGCUAAGACGAUUAGUUUCAAUAAGGUACAUCCUAAGGAUAAGCUCAAUACUGCACACAUUGGCAUGGGGGGGAAGAAAUUACCAAUUUACGUAGUUGAACAUUUAUCACCUGCCAAUAAGAAGCUCCACGCAGCCGCGCGACAGAUUGCCAAAGAAAAAGUGUGGGAGAGCCAUGCUGCGGCACGAAUGGGCCGGCUCGACCGGAGUGAUACCACGGCCUCACAGACAACCGACGUGAAGCAACGCUUGCGUUGUGUUUCGUCGUGUAAGUGA
Molecule: messenger RNA, 1014 nt
Organism: Spodoptera littoralis (African cotton leafworm)
Lineage: Eukaryota; Metazoa; Arthropoda; Insecta; Lepidoptera; Noctuidae
Source: the annotation of a GenBank genome assembly